CCCACCCCCUCAGCCAGGUCCAUAGCACUGGAGCAGCCCUGCUGAUAGGGUUUCACUCUCUCCAGGGCGAAGAGGAGGGCAGGCAGUACAAUACAAACUCUGGGACACAAAUCUACCUGGGAAUCUAUAUUCCUCUGAGCUAAACUUUUAUCUGGGACCGUCUGGGACCUGUGUCUUCCUGUGGAUAUCUGGGUCUUAGCCAUGCCUAUCAAUACUCCUGCCCCUUCUCACAAGAGGAAGAAGGCCACUAAGAUCAUCACUGACCUGACCAACGUUAGCCAGAAUGACGAUGAGUCAGAUCCCGAGGCCUCUGAGCUCGACCUGGGCACCAAGAUCAAGACACCCAAGGACACCAUGCUGGAGGAGCUCUCCUUAAACACGAACAAGGGCUCCAAGCUGUUCAGGAAGAGGCAGCAGAGAGUUGAAAAGUUCAUCGUGACCAACGAGAACAAGCAGAACCUCGAGAACCUGCUGAUGUUCCCUCCCCCAAUUCCACCAAAGCCUGAGAUACCAAAGGAAGAAGUGGUGGAGGAGAAGGUAGAUGAGGAGGCGGAGAAGGAGAAGAAGAGGAAGGAGUAUGUUCGCACCUAUGUAUCGCCAUGGGAACGGGCCAUGCAUGGCAACCAGGAGCUGACAGCUACCAUGAAGUCCUCCAUGCCGGGACCCAUCCAGAUGCACCUAGAACUGCCUCUGUACAAGAGCUUCAACAGGACGGCGCUGCCAUUCGGCGGCUUUGAUAAGUUGCCUAAGAUGUUGACCUUUGAGCUCCCAGAGCUCAACGAUGCCACCGAGGAGUCGGAGACUAUGGCCAACCAGCACGCCGACAUCCGCUCACGCCCCUCAUUCAAUCGUACGCCCAUCGGCUGGGUCUGCAGUGAGGACAACUCAAACAUCCACAUGGAACUGGACAACAUCCCCUUUGACGGAGAAACAGACGACCUGUGAACACGCAUGCGCACACAAGAAGUACAAACACAUAAAAAAAAAAAAAAAGAUUUAAAACUGACUUGAUGGAAAGGGACAAUGUAUAUCCCCGUGGUCUCCUGUGUGCUUUCUAAUCGUUUGAUCCCCAACUAUGAUUGAGUCUUACUAUGACUUUGCAUACUGUGAGCUAAUGUGAGACCUGUGUGAUAUAGAUACAUAUGAGCACUCUGCGCUCUUAAAACAAUGUAUUUAUGCAAUAAAGUUCCCCUUUACAGAA
Molecule: messenger RNA, 1201 nt
Organism: Sander lucioperca (pikeperch)
Lineage: Eukaryota; Metazoa; Chordata; Actinopteri; Perciformes; Percidae
Gene: myoz1b
Product: myozenin 1b
Exons: 6
Coding region: 202-945 (247 amino acids)
Cellular component (GO): actin cytoskeleton; Z disc
Molecular function (GO): actin binding; telethonin binding; FATZ binding
Source: RefSeq, a predicted model, not a curated record